This is a messenger RNA of Syngnathoides biaculeatus (alligator pipefish), 830 nucleotides long. It is a transcript of the gene npb, whose product is annotated as neuropeptide B. Gene Ontology annotation, molecular function: G protein-coupled receptor binding. The coding region runs from base 208 to 600 and encodes 130 amino acids. NCBI's taxonomy places the organism in Eukaryota, Metazoa, Chordata, Actinopteri, Syngnathiformes, Syngnathidae. The transcript has 2 exons. The record is from RefSeq and is a predicted model, not a curated record. Gene Ontology annotation, biological process: G protein-coupled receptor signaling pathway; feeding behavior.
CUCCUCACUCCUUUCUCGCGGAUCUGCACACGGAAGAUCAUCUGCCCACCCCCGACGUCUUAGGUCACUAUACGUCUGGCACGCCGCCUAUAAAAGCGGCAGGAAAUUCACCCGGCAGGCAGCCAAACGCAACCCGAAUUGCAGGAGAGGAAGCGCCCCCUCCGCAAAAGCCUAAAAUCCCCGUAUCGGCACAAGUGCGUCCCAGACAUGGAGCGAUCCCUUCGCCUCGCUUUGGUGUGCGUCGGCGUGUCCCUGCUCGUCUCGUGUCACUCCGUCCAAGCCUGGUACAAGCAGUCCACCGGGCCCGCUUACUACUCCGUGGGGCGAGCCUCCGGCUUGCUCUCUGGAAUCAGGAGGUCGCCUUACGUGCGCAGGUCCGAUUCCCAAGAAACGUCAGUGGACGGCGGCGAGACGAUAGGCGUCGACGUUGUUCCGGAAUGGGCCAGGCAGGUCUCGUUGCUCAAAAGUAUGGCUAUUUGCGUGAAGGACAUCUCCCCGAACUUGAAGAGCUGCGAGUUGCUCCGGGACGGUACCGGCACCUUCCAGUGCAAGGCGGACGUCUUCCUCACCGUGGACUCGCUGGACUGCCUGUCCGCAUGAGUCCACGGUGCGCUCAUCUUGUGGCCCAUUAUAGACUCCUGAAUGUUUUGUUUUUCCUCCUCAUUUCAAAAUGACCAUUAUGUUUUAUUGUUGUGUGUUGAGUGAGUACUCAAUUAGAAAAAAUGCACUGCAAAUUUAAAUCACACUUCAUGUUGGUUGUCCUGUCCAUGAUGUGUAUCUUCGCUGGUGUAUGUGAGAAGCUGAUUCCUGUAAAUUACUUUUUAUCUAUU